This is a messenger RNA of Trypanosoma brucei brucei TREU927, 1272 nucleotides long. RefSeq lists its product as hypothetical. The record is from RefSeq and is a predicted model, not a curated record. The transcript has a single exon. Lineage: Eukaryota; Euglenozoa; Kinetoplastea; Trypanosomatida; Trypanosomatidae. Bases 1 to 1272 code for a protein of 423 amino acids. Gene Ontology annotation, molecular function: DNA strand exchange activity; ATP hydrolysis activity; ATP binding. Gene Ontology annotation, biological process: DNA recombinase assembly; mitotic recombination; DNA repair.
AUGGAUGCACUCUGGCCAGUGGCACAUGACUAUGCAAACAGCAACUCUGAUGAUGAUGAUGAUGAGGGGGAUGACUUCGUCAACUUGGCACAGAAGCCUGUAGUAGAUCUUAGUGAUUCUGAUGAACUUACCACACAAGAAGCAGAUCCACUCCAAAUGGAGCGUGUUCAAGUUAUGCUGAAGAAGUUGGAGGGCCUUCCAGGUUAUGGGAACGGCACGCGUCUUGAAAACGUGCUACUGCAACCCCCUUGCGAUGUUUCACAGAUGCUAGACGCCUCGCUGGAUGAUGUGGAGCUUCUCUACAGACACAUAAGCCACACCAUCGUUAACUCUCCCGAUUCCACGCUUCUUCCCAUUUCCGUUGAAGACCAACUCUCCUCCAGUUGUUUUGGGGUGAUAUCCACUGGCCAUAAGUGUCUAGAUGAUGUGCUUGCUGGCGGCGUGAAGUGUGGCUUAGUCACGGAGAUUACCGGGGCAAGUGGCACGGGUAAGACAGCCCUGGCGCUCAAUCUCGCUGGGCGUGCGGCAACUCUGGCAAGAGAAGGCAGGGGUAAUGGAAAGUAUCAUACACUUUGGAUCAGCAGCAAUCAGCAUCCAUUUUCAACCAGAGCCACCGCCGGUUACCUACGGUCUACACUUGGUACAUAUAGAGGUGACAACAAUGGAAGCAAUGCUGCUGAACCCGACAGGUUUGGCGGAGAUGCAGAAACUGCGCUACAACAGUUGGCAAUAGUAACAAUCCCAACGCUCGGGCAGCUUCUGGAGCAUAUGCCUGUUCUCCGUGAGAAUAUUAUGCUGAAUGACGGCGUACGCCUCGUGGUGGUGGAUGAUUUUAGCGCCAUGGUACGUCGGACCUUUACUGGUAUGGAUGGGGAGGUAAUUGAACGGCACAACGCCGUUGCAGCGCUUAUGAACGCAAUGAAGAGCGUUGCGCAGGACCUUCGCGUGGCUGUUGUGAUAAUUACGCAAUCGGAAGUGGAUCUUGGUCACGCUUUCUUGUACGCAGUAAACACUCGCUUGCGUUUGUCGAGAUGCUUGCUGCAACCAAAUGACGCAGCAGCAGAUGUGGCAGGUAAUGUACGCUUGGCUCACCUGCUGGAACUAGUGAAGAGUUGCAUGGCUUCGGACUGCAAAUUUGAGUGCAAAUUUGAGGGGUUUUAUUUAGGUUCUGUACACCUCUUAACAGAGGGGGCAGUGGCACUGAGGGAUGUUGAUUUUUACGGUGUGGACCCAUUCGGUUACGCUGUGGUGCCAACAUUUGUUCACUGCUAG